AUGAAAGCUAUGGCUUUCCCUUUAAGCGACGCGCAGAGUGUAGACCUUCAUCCUAUGAAAAGUAAAAUAAAGUUCAAAGCAAAGAAGACAAGGUUAGCAAGCUUGAAUAUCGGUACACUUAAAGGUAAGACGAGAGAAUUGGCAUCAAUGUUGAACAAGAGAAAAGUUGAUAUAACAUGCAUACAAGAGACGAAAUGGAUAAGUCAGAAGAUUCUAAUGAUUGGAGAUGGGUAUAAAUUGUACUAUAAUGGAAUUGUUAGUAAUAGGAACGGUGGCGGCAUCAUUCUCAGUCAAGAUCUAAGCUCCUCAGUAGUGGAAUAUAUACUACUCAAACGGGUUGAAAAGAAAUAUGACUUUAGAGCUAUUCUUGAUGAAGCUGCAAUGGAAAUCCUUAAGGAUGACCUAGUCAUAAUAGGUGGAGACUUAAAUGCGAAUGUCAGAAAAGCAAGGGACAGCUACAAAAGGCGCAUAGUGGUUUUGAUAUGGAGAAAGAAAUGA
Molecule: messenger RNA, 498 nt
Organism: Gordionus sp. m RMFG-2023
Lineage: Eukaryota; Metazoa; Nematomorpha; Gordioida; Chordodea; Parachordodidae
Exons: 2
Coding region: 1-498 (165 amino acids)
Molecular function (GO): catalytic activity
Source: RefSeq, a predicted model, not a curated record